AUCCUGUGGUUCUUUCCUUGGGCUGAAAUUGCUGGAGAAGCGACUGAGUGAAAAUGCUGUUAGUACUAAGCGAAGAGCACAGGGAACAUCUGCAGAUCUUAACUCGGGUGGGCGGCGCCGUUGUUGGUGAAUUUGGUCGCAUUGCUGUAGAAUUCUUACGAAAAGGUUCAAAUCCCAAAGUCUAUGAAGGAGCUGCGAGGAAGCUAGAGGUUAGCAGCACCACAAUACAGCAAGCUGUCGAGGGACUCACCUAUCUUCUAACUGAGAGCUCCAAGCUUAUGAUAUCGGAGGUUGAUUUCCAGGACUCCGUCCUUGUUUUAGGUUUCCAAGAGGAAAUCAAUAAAGUUCUCCUUCAGUUGUACUUGGACAACAGGAAAGAGAUAUGUCAAAUUUUGACAGAAUUGGAACCAUCUUUGUCUCACUAUCAUAAUAUGGAAUGGCGCCUGGAUGUUCAGCUUGCAAGCAGGAGUCUGAGACAUCAGAUCAAACCCACCAUCACUAUGAAACUGCACCUAAAGCAAAACGAGCAGCUGAGCACCCAAGUGUUACAGACAGAUCCUGCCACAUUACUGCAUCUCAUUCAGGAACUUGAACAAGCUCUCGCUGAAAUGAAGACCAACCACUGUCGGAGAAUAGUGCGCAAUAUUAAAUAGAGAAAUGGGCAGUUCGUAUAUAAAAUGUAUAGGUGAUUAAUUGCCUUCCACUCCUUCAUGAUCCAUAUUUGUUUAAUAGAUAACUUCAGCCAAAAAUAAUGCAUUCAAAGUGUUCCUAUAGAUGAAGAAAUGGUAUUGUUUCAUGUUCUGCUGUGAGUGAGUGUAAAAGAAAGCCCGACACACAUAAUAUUUGAACAUACACACACAGUUAUGUAGAAGGGAGGUCCAGGUCAGAAGGGCAACUUACGUUACACAGAAGGAGCUACUUGAGUUAUUUUUGGGUUAGGGGUUUGCCAAGUUUGACAAAAGAUGCCCUAUCACUUGGGUGAAAAAAAUCUAAGCACAGUUAAUUUCUGUGCUUUAUAAAUAAUGAGCUUAAAGGAGAAGGAAAGGCAAAGUCACUUGAGGGUACCAAAAUGUUAGGCACCCCCAAGUAAAUUGAAUCGCAUACCUUUUACCCCGGGCUGGUGCCCCUGUACGGAGAGAACUGCACCACCCCGGGGUACCUGCAGCGCUUCCUUCUUCCUGCUUUGCGAGCGCGCGCAUGCGCAGUAGAGUGAAAAGCCGAACUUUAACAGAGAAGUCGGCUUUUCACUCUACUGCGCAUGCACCUAUGUGUAAGUCUUAGCGAAACACAGGCGGAAGGAGGAAGCGCAUCGCUCCAGGUACCCCGGGCUGGUGCUGUUUUCUCUUAAUAGGGGCACCAGCCUGGGGUACAAGGUAAGCGAUUCAGGUCACUUGGGGGUGCCUAACAUUUUAGCACCCCCAAGUGACUUAGCCUUUCCUUCUCCUUUAAUAGUAUUCCCCAUCUUGUAUAGUAACUAUUUUGUAUAUGCUUCAUCGGGUACUUUUAUACAAACACACAAUUCCUCCUGGACUGACAAUCUGUGGAUUCUGGCAAAUACCAGAGGGGCUGCUGUAAGAUGACAUAGUCACUAUUUAGUGGGCUGGAGGGGGGCUUUUUGGGCCUCUAAAUACCUGAAAUGCCAGGGCCUAUUUUGAAUCCCAGUACAGACCUGCUGAUACAUUCCAUGUUUGCAUUCAGACCAAUAAGUGGCAGUACUAUAUCUCUUGGUUAGUGAUGAAUUUGAUUGUACAAUACAUGAAGCUAUUAAUUUUAUCUUAAUUAAUAACAUAAUGUAUUUUCAAACGAGCCAUUUACAAACAUGUAACGCACUGACUUUGUGUAUAUAUACAUUUUUUCAAUAAUAAAGUACUUUUUUUCACUUUGA
Messenger RNA from Xenopus tropicalis (tropical clawed frog), 1885 nucleotides. RefSeq names its product COMM domain containing 2 (gene commd2). The record is from RefSeq and is marked provisional. Lineage: Eukaryota; Metazoa; Chordata; Amphibia; Anura; Pipidae.